AUGAAAUGGUAUAUACAAGGGUUGGUGUUUGGAUACCUCAGUGCCCCCCAAAGAACUGGGAGGCUAGGUCGUGGUCUGGAGAUGGUAGACGGCCAUCAGGAGCACUCCACUCGACUGGGUUCGGCUCACUCGAUCGAGCUUGUGGCUCCUCUUCUCCUCUUCUUCAUCUUGAAAGUGUGUGGCUUCCUUGGCCUUGGUGGAGCUGGCUUGCUCGAAGCGGUUGUAGGGAGUCCAGGGGCUCCUCCAGGUCAACUCGACCUCAGCUCGAUCGAGUUGAGUUUCCUCUGUUUGGACUCGAUCGAGUCCGGUGGUCGAGCUGGAGCGUCUGGCCUUGGAGCUCUUCCUCCUUCUCUGCGUGUUGUCUUCUCCUUCCCUUGGCUCGAAAGAAGAGGCUCUGUGAGGCUCUUGGGCAGGGAGCCUCCUUGGAGUGGUGAGGAGUGA
This is a messenger RNA of Microthlaspi erraticum, 441 nucleotides long. The record is from the annotation of a GenBank genome assembly. Lineage: Eukaryota; Viridiplantae; Streptophyta; Magnoliopsida; Brassicales; Brassicaceae.